This is a messenger RNA of Morus notabilis, 804 nucleotides long. RefSeq names its product putative disease resistance RPP13-like protein 1. The transcript has a single exon. Gene Ontology annotation, biological process: defense response to fungus. Gene Ontology annotation, molecular function: ADP binding. The coding region runs from base 154 to 537 and encodes 127 amino acids. The record is from RefSeq and is a predicted model, not a curated record. NCBI's taxonomy places the organism in Eukaryota, Viridiplantae, Streptophyta, Magnoliopsida, Rosales, Moraceae.
GCUGGAAAGAUCUCAUCAUGGAGGUCACCUUCAACAUCGUUGGUGGAAGAAUCCAGUGUCUAUGGUAGAGAUGAUGACAAGGAGGUAAUAAUCAAGUUGUUGCUGUCAAAUGAUGAAGGUCUCGGUAAGAUAGGCGUGAUUCCAAUAGUCGGCAUGGGCGGGAUUGGAAAAACCACUCUUGCCCAGCUAGUUUAUAAUGAUGAUGAAGUUAAGAAACAUUUUGAACUCAAGGCAUGGGUUUGUGUCUCUGAAGAAUUCGAUAUUUCUCGGGUCACAAAAACGGUGCUUCAAUCAGUGUCUCCAACUUCUUCUAAGGAUGUUACAGACCUAAAUUCCCUACAAGUGGAGUUGAAAGAGAAGUUAACGGGACGGAAGUUCUUGAUCGUUUUAGAUGAUGUUUGGAAUGAGAGUUAUGUUGAUUGGGAGGACUUGAGGAUUCCUUUCAAAGAUGGGGCUCAUGGAAGCAAGAUUAUCGUGACAACAAGAAGCAAAAAGGUUGCUUCUAUCAUGGGAACAGUUUCGAGCCAUAUUCUGUAGGAAUUAUCAAAUGAAGCUUGUUGGGAACUCUUUGCAAAGCAUGCUUCUGGAGCUGGAGACUUUACUGCCCGUCGGGAUCUAGAAAGAAGAAGUGGGUGAUGAGUACUUUAAUGAUUUAGUAUCUAGAUCAUUUUUUCAACCUGCAAGAGACGACAGCCGUUCCUUUUUUUGUAUGCAUGAUCUUAUCGUUGAUUUGGCUAAACAUGUAUCAAGAAGAUAUUGUUUUCUCCUAGAUGACAACACCUCAAAGGAAAUUGCGAUGAUCAA